AGAAGAAUCUCCUGCACCCCCUUGCCCAGGCAGGGUCACCUGGAGCCCCAGGGCCGUGCCCAGGCAGGCUUUGGGAUGGCCCAAACACGGAGAGCCCAGGGCUGCCCUGCGCGGCUGCUCCCGGGCUCUGCUCCCUCCGUGGGUUCUUCCUCACAGGAUAAGGGGAUAUUUUGAGUGGGAAGGGACCCUCAGGAUCAUCCAGGGCAGCCCCUGACCCUGCACAGACCCUCCAGCAACCCCAUCCUGUGCCUGAGCAUUGUCCAAGUUCUCCUGGAGCUCUGGCAGCCUCGGGGCUGUGCCCAUCCCCUGGGGAGCCUGGGCAGUGCCAGCACCCUCUGGGGAUGAACCUUUCCCAAAAUCCAGCCUGGCGCGGCUCCAGCCGUGCCCCCGAGUCCAUUGGGGUGGAAUUCCAGCGGUUCCGUCCCUGUUCGGGCCACCCCAGGACUGCCCUCAGCGCUGGCCGGGACGAAACGCGGGCGCGGCGCGGCCCCUCCCGGCCACCGUCGCGCUCCAUCUGCCCCGGCCAACGAGCGGCGGAAGCGGAAGCGGCGGCGGGGCCGGGGUCGCGGGGCCGAGGCGAUGCCGCUGCACCGCUUCCCGCCGCGGCUCUGGGCCGCCAUGCGGAUGCGGGAGGGCAUCUGCGCCCGCCUGCCGCAGCACUACCUGGCCUCGCUGCAGGACGACACGCCGCCCACCCCGGUGCACUGGGAGCCGCACGGCCUGCGCUACCGGCGGAACCCGCGCACCGGGCAGCGCGAGCGCGUGCAGGACGUGCCCGUGCCCGUGUACUUCCCGCCCGCCGCCAACGAGGGGCUCUGGGGCGGCGAGGGAUGGGUGCGCGGCUUCCGCUACGCGCGCAACGACAAGCUCUCCACCAGGCUGCCCAAGACGUGGAAGCCGCAGCUGUUCAAGCGUCAGUUCUACAGCGAGAUCCUGGACGCCACGCUGACCAUCACCGUCACCAUGCGCACGCUCGACCUCAUCGACGCCGCCUUUGGCUUCGACUUCUACAUCCUCAAGACUCCCAGAGCUGACAUGUGCUCCAAGCUGGGCAUGGACCUGAAGAGGACGAUGCUGCUGCGCCUGGCCCGGCGCGACCCCGCGCUGCACCCGCACGACCCAGCCCGCAGAGAGGCCAUCUAUGACAAGUACAAGGAAUUUGUGAUCCCAGAGGAAGAAGCUGAAUGGGUUGGCUUGAGUUUGGAAGAAGCCAUAGAAAAACAGAGGCUCCUGGAAAAAAAGGAUCCUGUUCCCCUCUUCAAGGUGUAUGCUGAGGAGCUUGUCAGCCAGCUGAGAGAGCAGCAGCAGGCAGUGCAGAAGCAGUAGAAGGAAGAAACCUUGGCAGCAAAACCCCUGCUGCAGAGAAAGCAGUGGGGUUCAGGGGCUCUGCUGCCUGAAUCAGGGGCUCUGCUGCCUGAACCAGGCUGCUGGGGAAGGGGCCAUGUGAAAGCCACAUUGCUGAAGUGCCAUGAGAGCCUAAAUUCACUGAGGACCUGGCUGAAGUGCCAUGAGAGCCUAAAUUCACUGAGGACCUGCUCCUGUGGGCUGAGGAAAGAGUUUCUGUGCUGUGGCUCUGAGAGUCCUUGUCAGAACUGACUCAGUGUGGAUCUUGUGCCUGUACCAGCAGUUGGCUGCUGUUGAGAGCUGAUCUGUGAUACAAAAUACACAUUUUGGUAUCAGUAGCAGUAAA
This is a messenger RNA of Agelaius phoeniceus (red-winged blackbird), 1690 nucleotides long. The record is from RefSeq and is a predicted model, not a curated record. NCBI's taxonomy places the organism in Eukaryota, Metazoa, Chordata, Aves, Passeriformes, Icteridae.